Psilocybe cubensis is the source of this 2550-nucleotide messenger RNA. RefSeq lists its product as uncharacterized. The coding region runs from base 1 to 2550 and encodes 849 amino acids. Gene Ontology annotation, biological process: regulation of DNA-templated transcription; DNA-templated transcription. The transcript is spliced from 15 exons. The record is from RefSeq and is a predicted model, not a curated record. Lineage: Eukaryota; Fungi; Basidiomycota; Agaricomycetes; Agaricales; Agrocybaceae. Gene Ontology annotation, molecular function: zinc ion binding; DNA-binding transcription factor activity, RNA polymerase II-specific; DNA binding.
AUGCCUGAAAAUAACUCUGAAGGCGACCGAUCUCAACAGAAAAAGCGGAGGAUUCCAGGAGCAUGCGACAUAUGCAAGAAAAAGAAGAGUGAUAGUGGGGAGAUGCCUGGCAAUCGAUGCACAAAUUGCAUACAGUUUGGGUUGGAGUGUACUCAUAAAGAGGUCACAAAGACCUUAGGUCCUGCGAAAGGAUAUGUCGAAAGCCUAGAAGCGCGUCUCGAAAAGAUGGAUAGACUACUGGCUAAGUUACUACCUCAGGACGUUGAUAUCAGCAAGGAAGUAGAACGACUGGAAGAACAAGAGGCACAGACCAACUCUGACAAGCUGCCCCGAAAUGACGACGUCGUGGAGGACAUGGCCAUACAGCUAACCAGCAAACUGAACCUGAAUCCGCAGGAACACAGGUUCUUUGGAAGAUCAAGUGGUUUCCAAUUAAUUCAGACGGCGUUGGAUCUGAAGCAAGAGUAUACUGGGGAUAUCCUUAUGCAGAAACCUCUCCUCCCUUCGAAGCGGCGCGAAUUCUGGGACUACCCAUCAUGGGCAAUUAUGAAAGAUCCUAUGCACGAACCCGAUAUCGUUACCUUCAUUUACCCCGAUGCCGACUUGAUGCCCUCAUUGAUAGACGCGUAUUUCGAACAAAUGAACUGCUUCUUACCUCUGCUGCAUCGUCCAACAUUCGAGAAGCUCGUUGCGGAAGGGCUUCAUUAUAGUGAUUCCAUGUUUGGCUCGGUGCUUCUUCUAGUAUGUGCCCAUGGAGCUCGGUUUUCCGAAGACCCUCGAGUUCUUUCCAAAGGCACCGACUCUCCUCGAUCAGCGGGGUGGAAAUGGUACGAGCAGGUCAAUGCAUUCAGAAGGACUCUCAUCAAAAGGACAGUUUUGUACGAGCUCCAGAUGAUCGCAUUGCAUGUCAUGUUUUCUAAAACCGGAGAGGCGCCUCAGGGAAUAUGGGCAGAGAUUGGUUUGGGUGUGCGAUUGGCGCAAGAAGUAGGCGCUCAUCGAAAACGCCGACGGUCGGACUCACCUCCUACUCCGGAAGAUGAAUUAUGGAAGAGGGCAUUCUGGGUCAUCCUUAGCAUAGAUAGGUUUAUUAGUGCAGGAUCCGGUCGACCGUGCGGAUUACAGGACGAAGACUUUGAUUUAGAUCUUCCUCUAGAGGUUGAUGAUGAAUAUUGGGAAAAUGGAUUUAAACAACCUGCUGAUAAACCGUCGUCUAUCACUUUCUUCAACUGCUAUCUAAGGUUGAUGGACAUACUUGCCUACGCCAUGCGACUGAUUUAUCCAGUUAAACGCCCUAAAAAUUUCUUUGGUGCAGCCACCCAAUAUUCAGAACAGCAGAUCAUAGUGGAGCUAGAUUCAACAAUGAAUAACUGGAUGGAUUCGGUACCUUCACAUCUUAGAUGGAAUCCGCAUUGCGAAGACGAGCUCUUCCUCAAGCAAUCGGCCUACCUACAUGCUACCUACUACCAUCUUCAAAUAUUCAUCCAUCGACCUUUUAUUCCUUCUCCACGGAACCCUGCUCCGAUCUCAUUCCCAUCAUUGGCCAUAUGUACGAAUGCUGCACGAUCUUGUUGUCACGUUCUCGAGUCUUUCACCAAGUUGAGCUCAAUGCCGUUGACUGAACUCCAAAACAUCAUUUUCACGUCAGCAGUUAUUCUUUUACUGAACAUCUGGAGUGGCAAACGCUCUGGGUAUGCGCCAAAUCCAUUGCGAGAGAUGGAGGAUGUUCAACGGUGUAUGGACAUCCUCAAGAUGACUGAACGACGGUGUGCCCUUGCUGGACGUUACUGGGACAUUUUAACAGAGCUUGCCUACGCAGGGCACAUGUCCAUCUCCAUGAAAAAGUCUGAUGCCAUUAAAAACGGAAGGAAGAGAAACCGUGACGCUGCAGAACAAACUACAUCCACUUCUACUUCUCUUCCUAGUUCGAGCAACGAAGCGCGCCCAAUUGCGGGUAAUCGGCGUGUCUCUGAGAGCCAGUCCCCGCCCUCGGUGCCGCAAACUCCUCCUGAGACUGCGUUAUUUUCGUUGCCCAUGUAUAGUAAUGAGCUCGGAAGACUCCCAGUUUAUGGACAAUUCAACUUUUCCGACUCUCUGAACACAUAUGCACCACCCACUGCCAACCAGGUUACUAACUUUGACCAGUUCUUUUUUAACAUUUCUGCUACCAAUCAGAAUAACAUUGUUCAGCCUGAUCUGAGUGGACUGGCGAACGGCACCCUCCCGAUCUUUGACGACAAGAAUCAACCAGUGGACAACAACUUUGUACAGCCGGUUCAACAGCCUCCUGCAACGGAUAUUACUUCUAUCUUUGGACCAUCGUUCGAUGCAGAUGAAUGGGCGCGCUCUAUACCUCAGAUGGAUAUGGACACAAUGAACAUGUGGUCAAUGGCACCAACCAACCUCGAGUAUGUUGUUGCUGUUGUUGCAACGAUCAUGAAGCGGAUAUUUGUUAACCUUUCUUGCGAUUAUAGGAUGGAUGAUUGGAACUCGUAUAUAUCAAGCGUGGAACAGAUCACCCAGGCUCGAUCGUCCUCGUUUGGUACUCAAUAG